Molecule: messenger RNA, 2585 nt
Organism: Hemiscyllium ocellatum (epaulette shark)
Lineage: Eukaryota; Metazoa; Chordata; Chondrichthyes; Orectolobiformes; Hemiscylliidae
Gene: wdr13
Product: WD repeat domain 13
Exons: 10
Coding region: 292-1746 (484 amino acids)
Cellular component (GO): nucleus
Molecular function (GO): promoter-specific chromatin binding; protein binding
Source: RefSeq, a predicted model, not a curated record
UCUUUGGCCACCCGGAAAUGGAUGAACAUUUUUGAUGUUUUUAAUUUGUUUUUCUCCUCCUGUCACCUGGUUUAGUCACAUAUAACAAAUUUAACUACAGUACAAUCAUUAGUUAAACUUUGCCUGAAAAGUGAACACCAAUUAACUAAAUUUGACAACAAUUUUGCCACAAAACGUCUUGAAGACACUAUUUGCUCUCUCUCUCUCUCUCUCUUCAGAGACUACAAGGGGAUGGUGGCGAGCUGGUGCCCGGAGUCCGGAUCGCGGUGAACACCUGCUGGUGCCCAGGGAAUGGCCACAAUCUGGCAGCAGGUGUUAGCUGUUGAUGCCAGGUAUAACGCCUACCGGACCUCCAGCUUCCCCCAGUUCCGUACCCAGUACAUCCGGCGUCGGAGCCAGUUGCUGCGGGAGAAUGCCAAGGGUGGCUUUGACCCCCUGCUACGGCGCCAGUACCUGAAGCUGCGAAGCCAGCUGCUGGCGCAGCGCUACGGCCCCCUGUCGGAACAGAGCAGCUUCAGAGCCUACAGCAACAGCAUUCGGAGCAGCCGGACCACCCUGGACCGCAUGGAGGACUUUGAGGAGGAUUUGCGAGCUCAGGGAGGGAGGGGACACCGACGCUCGGUCAGCCGUGGUUCGUACCAGCUGCAGGCCCAGAUGAAUCGCGCCAGUUACGAGGAUAAGUCACCGGGCAGUGUGGUACCCACCUCAGUGGCAGAGGCGAGCAGAGCCAUGGCAGGCGACACCACCCUCAGCGAGAACUACGCUUUCGCAGGAAUGUACCACAUCUUUGACCAGCACGUGGAUGAGGCUGUCCCCAAGGUGCAGUUCGCCAACGACGACAAGAACCGGCUGGCCUGCUGUUCGCUGGACGGUACCAUCUCGGUGUGCCAACUGGUGCCCACACCCCCAGCCGUGCUGCGGGUACUCAGGGGCCACAGUCACGGAGUCACCGACUUUGCCUGGUCGCUGUCCAACGAUGUCAUUGUCAGCACGGGCCUGGACGCCACCCUGCGCAUCUGGGCCACUGACUCCGGCAAAUGUAUCCGGGAGAUUCCCGAUCCGGACGGCUCCGAGCUCCUCUGCUGUACCUUCCAGCCCAUGAACAACAACCUCACUGUGGUGGGGAACAGUAAGCACACGGUCCACGUUAUGAACAUCUCAACGGGGAAGAAGGUGAAAGGGGGGUCCAGUAAGCUGACCGGCCGGGUGCUGGCUCUGUCCUUCGACUCGCCGGGCAGGAUCCUGUGGGCUGGCGAUGACCAUGGCAGUAUCUUCUCCUUCCUGUUCAAUAUGGCCACAGGGAAGCUGACCAAAGCGAAGAGGUUGGUGGUGAGCGAGGGCAGUUCCAUCACCAGUAUCUCGGCUCGGGCCUGGAUCAGCAGGGAAGCCAGGGACCCCUCCUUACUGGUGAACGCCUGUGUCAACAAGCUGCUGCUCUACAGGGUGGUGGAUAAUGAAGGGACAUUACAGCUGAAGAGAACCUUCGACAUUCAGCAGAACACUAAUCCCAUCCACAGCACCUUCUGUCCUCUGAUGUCGUUCCGACAGGGAGCCUGUGUAGUGACAGGGAGUGAGGACAUGUGUGUGUACUUCUUUGACGUGGAGCGAGCGACCAAGGCGAUGGUGAACAAACUGCAGGGUCACAGUGCCGCUGUGCUAGAUGUCAGCUUUAACUGUGAUGAGAGCUUACUGGCUUCCAGCGACACCAAGGGUAUGGUGAUCAUUUGGCGCCGGGAGCAGAAAUAACUGCAGAGAGAGGGAGGGGACAGACACUCUGAACCACUCAGUCUAAAACCCAUAGAUACGUGGAUGUAGAUACAGUCAAUUGUACACACGUGUGUGUCCAAUACCAUCAAGGAGGGAAGCACUUCUCCUUCCCCCACAGCCCCCCCCUCCAUCCCCCUGCCUCUCAGUGCUGCUGGGUCUCCCACCUUCCUGUUCAGCCCCCUCCCCGCUCCCCCCCACUCCUCCCCCCCCCCCCCACUCCCCCUCUGAAUGAGGACUGCACUGGGGAGUCUGCCCAGCGAGAAGGGGAUAUACGAUGGUGUUGGGCGUGGGCUGGCGAUGGAGAGUGCUGACCCUCGAUCCCACAGCGGGGACAGCUUGCUACCCUCCACGGGGCAGACCCCUUUCCCGGGGGAACUGGGUGAAGCGACGAGGGUGUUUUGGAAGUCAGCAGGCAUGAUGCCAACGGUCACUUCCUCCGGUUCCCCCGGCACCACCACAGAUGCUGUUCUGUCCGGUGCCAAGGGAGUGGGCACUGUGGGAGGGUCAGUGCUGUGGGAGGGUCAGUGCUGAGGGAGUGGGGGCUAUGGGAGGGUCAGUGCCGAGGGAGUGGGCGCUGUGGGAGGGUCAGUGCCGAGGGAGUGGGCGCUGUGGGAGGGUCAGUGCUGAGGGUCUGGGCGCUGUGGGAGGGUCAGUGCUGAGGGAGUAGGUGCUGAGGGAGUGGGUGCUGUGGGAGGGUCAGUGCUGAGGGAGGCUCAGUGCUGAGGGAGUGGGUGCUGUGGGUCAGUGCUGAGGGAGUGGGUGCUGUGGGAGGGUCAGCGUCGAGGCAGCAGGUGCUGUGGGGUGGGUCAGUGCUGAGG